This is a messenger RNA of Neospora caninum, 4323 nucleotides long. Its product is annotated as putative autophagy protein APG9. Lineage: Eukaryota; Apicomplexa; Conoidasida; Eucoccidiorida; Sarcocystidae. The record is from RefSeq and is a predicted model, not a curated record. Gene Ontology annotation, biological process: autophagy of mitochondrion; protein localization to phagophore assembly site. Gene Ontology annotation, cellular component: phagophore assembly site; autophagosome. The transcript is spliced from 5 exons. The coding region runs from base 1 to 4323 and encodes 1440 amino acids.
AUGGCUCAUCCACAUACACGCGUGGCUGCCGAUGGCUUUUUUGCGCCUCCACCCCAAAGUGAAAGGUAUCCCGGAAGGUCGGCGGUAUUUGCCGCAUAUGCUUCCGGCUCUUCGUUUUCGUACGCGGCUCCUGGCAACCGCUUUUUUUCUCUUGUUACUGCGCCGCUUCGUCUUCUGGUAAAGCUGCAACAGGGGGCGUUUCGGCGCCUGUCGCUGACGCUGCCCCCGGCGCCCUCCGGCUUCUCUCCCUUUCUGCCUCCGCUCCUCGGCGACGCCUCGCAGCGACGAGAGGAAGAACGGGACCUCGAGGCUCCAUCCGCGUCUCCUUCCGAUUCUUCCUGCUCGUCCUCUUGCUUGCGGUACCACUCCGGCGCGGCGUAUGGACCGUCGGCGUCUGGGUUGGCCCGCAGCCGCCGAGGCACAGCGUUUCACCUCCGCGCAGAGAAGGAGACUUGCUUUGCUUCUGCCGAGACAAGCGUACGGGCAAACGAGGCCGAGAAGGAACUCCAGACGUCUUCGCCGCGAACAGCCCCCGCCUCUGCUCCGGGUUCUUGUUCCUGGGACGCAGUCGCGGAUCUGGACAAGUUUCUGUUUGGGGUGUAUCGAUACUGGAUGGAUGGCGGUUUGUUUGCGAUAUUGUCCGCACACCUCGCCCACUUGACUGCCUUGGCGUUCACGAUCUACUUUUCCUGGUUCCUCAUUCUGUUUGUGAACUGGAAAGACAUUGUCUCGUGCACCACCGAAGAGCAGUGCCGGUCCGUGCCGCUGCUGAUCGCCUCGCCGUUCCACCCCUGGGGCUACAAACAGACUCUGUGCACAGUCUACGUCGUGUCCCUCUCGGCGUUUCUCCUCUUCAACAUCGUCGUCUCGUACCUGAACUGUCGAGACGCCCUGCUGCUCAGAACGUACUUCCGCGAGCGGCUGUUCAUUCCCUCGGACGCGGCGUUGCAGCUCCUGGACUGGCCAGAAGUCACGGCGUUGCUGCUCAAGGCGCAGGAAGCCGUACCCUUCUGCAUCGUCACCAACGAACUGUCGGCUCUCGAUAUUGCGAGCACGAUCAUGCGCGAAGAAAACUACUUCAUCGCGCUGACCAACAAGAACAUCCUCACGCAAAAACUGCCGUCGUGGGUGCCGCCCAAGCUGCUGUACACGCAGGUCAUGCAGUGGAACAUUCGCCGCGCGAUCUUUUCCAGGUUGUUUGACGAACGCCAGCGGAUUUACCGGAACCUGUUCACGAGUCCACCGCGCGACGAGCUGUCCCCGUACCGGUCUGCAGCUGCGGCGACCCUUGCGUCUCGGUUCAAGUUGCUGUCGAUUCUGAACCUGCUUUUUCUCGUGCCUCUCUUCCUUUUCAUCUUCUUCUUUUUCUUCUUGAAGCACGCCGAGGACUUCCGCCUGAAUCGCCAGUCCAUUGUACGCCGCGAGUUCAACGGCUAUGCCUACUGGAUGUUUAGGGAAUUCAAUGAGUUGCCCCAUCAAAUCAACCACAGGCUUACCCUCGCGGCGGCAGCAGCGGACGACUACCUUCAACUUUCGCCGAUAUCUCCUUCCGUGCUUCACAUUCGUCUCCUCGUCAAGUACCUCGUCGGCUCGUUGCUCUCGAUCUUCAUUCUCCUCUACCUCUUCGACGAAACGCCACUUCUCUUCAUCAGAAUCUUCGACCGCAAUCUGCUCUGGUACACAAUCAUCCUCGGAGUCCUCUACGCCGGAAUACGCGACACAGGUCCAAGUGCAAGACAGGACAGCGCAGCUGGCGGGGGUAGAGGAGGCACUGGAUUCGCCGCAAGCGACGCAGUCUGUUCAAGUCCAGGAUGUCGCGGUUUGAAUUCCCCGCUGGCUCUGUAUGAGCGAUGCAUGCGGGUGGUGGAGUAUACCCACCAUCUGCCGGCGUGCUGGCGAGCUCCCGCUGGAGUGUUUGCGGUUCCGCCUUCGUCUUCGGCAGCUUCUGCCGAUUCGCAGCUAUCCGCGAGAACCCGAAGGAUUGCCCCGCAUGCGCCUCUUCUGCGCGCGUCUCUCUCGGCUGACAUCGCGGCUCCUCCCCUCACUGGGUUGCCGUCUUCUCUGUCUCUCUUGCCUCCGGUGCCUCGUUCGGCGUGGUUCCCAGAUCAAGAGCCGACUGGUCUCUUCCCUUCCUCAGGCGCAUUUGGUGCCGAGGGCGAGGAGAGACAGCGCGUGACGGGCGUGAGUGUGCAGCACAAACUGGUCAUGCAUGCGUUUUGCUCGUCGUUUUACGGCCUGAGAAUCACGUGCUUGCUAGAGGAGCUCCUUGCGGUUCUCGCGACUCCACUGAUGCUCUGGUGGUUCAUGCCCGCGAUCUGCGACGACAUCUGCGCCUUCAUCUUCGCGGUGACUUCGCCGUCGUCCUUCGGCGACGUCUGCUGUUUCUCCUCGCUCGACCUCGAGAGGUUCGGCACCUCCUGCUACCUGCCGCACCACGAACCAGCAUGCGCUUGCGGCCGCGCCAGUCGCGAGAAAAAGAGACAGACACUCGCGAAUGCUGCGAGACGCGAGAAAGACCGACGAGUCGGGGCAGAGACCGAAGCGUUAGACGCAGACGACGGGGAACCCUGGGAAGCGAGGAGGGUGUAUGGCAAGGACGAAGAGACCGGAGGCAAGAAAUCGAGAGGCGGCGGCCGUGACUCAAGUCGAGUGACGGUGCACGAAAACGCGAGAGAGGAGGAUCAAAGGGAAGAGCGCGGCGGGCGACGCGUGUCGUUGGGAGCUGUCGCUCGCUCGUCGGGGUUAGCUCUUGAUCGGACAGGAGGCGACGAUGAAGACCAAGACGAACGCUUAGGAGAUGGGAAAUUAGGCCCUCGCGGCAGUCGCUUCCCGCCUCUGCAUGCAAACAGCGGGAAAGUCGAGAAGAGCGCUCUGACGUUCGUCUUGACGUACCGAAUUCCGCCGCCCUACGACGACACCUCGCCGCUGUGGACGGUCUUCGCCUCCGACUCUCUCGCGAACUCGAUAGUCGGCGCUUCGCAGGGACCAGCUGUCCGUUUUGUGCUUCGGCUCGAGAGAUUCCAGCGAGAGCAAAUCAAGAAGUUUCCCUAUUUGUCUCACGAGCUGGCGGCAGAGCUUCUGGUGCCGCUCAGUGCCUUUCCAGCGGGCGUUGAAGGCGGCGGCCGCGCGGCGAGAGAGAACGCGAGAAGCCGGAGACGGAGGCGAGCGGUGAAAGCUUCAAGCAGGGAAGGCGACGGCACGGCGCGCUUUCUCAGGCGCUCUCGCGAAGCGGCCAGGGCUCGGGAAGAAGCAAGAAAAGGAAACAGACAAGGCAGAGAUGGGAAAGGACGAGGCCGAAAAGGCAGGGAAAGAGAAGAAAGAGAGAGAAGAGGGGAAGAAGUGAAGCGUCCUCACUGUGGGGGCGUGAACACGGUGGUCUGGAGGGGUGAAGCGUCCGCGAGGGGGUUGCCUUGUUCGUCGAAGAAACGGAGGCGAGAGGACGAAGAGGCAGCUGAGAAAGGCAAGUUGCAUGCGGCCAACUCUGAGGACGAGAGCGUUGUGGCGGGCGGCGGGACAGGCGAAGGGGCCUUGUGGAAGACGCACGAGCGAGGCUUCAGUGGAGGAACCGGCGAAGAAGCUGGGACCUCGUUUGGGUUUGAGGGAGAGGAGACAGCUCGACGCACUCACGCUCACACGCCGUCCUCCGUCACAAACGCGUCGCACGCUUCGAGAUGCAGACUGGAGAGAGACAAAGGAACCACUGGCGCUGCGCGGCGGAAGAGAGAAGGCAACAGGCUCCAAACCACCUCGUCUGCCUCUCCGUCUACCGAAGACUCGUCUCCAGACUCGUCUCCAGAUUCGUGGUCUGACUCUGCGUCGGAUGCCUCGUCGGACGCCUUUAGUGAUGCCUGUUCGUCUCCCACGUCUGUGACACACUUCGACGUGUGCGGGCCUCCGCCGAUUCCCUUUGAACGCCAAGCGCCCUACUUUUUCUGGUUGGAGCGGCUCUACGAGCAGAAGUCAGGCCGCGUUUUGUUCGCGACAAAUCAACUGAAUUUCUUCACGCGGCGCCUCUUUCGGCAGUUCCCGGCGGGGUGCCAGGAAGAGGCGUCUCGCCUCCAGCGGCGCCGCAAGGCACACCGGAAAAGGAGACAGCCAGCGGAGACACAUCCUUCGCCGUCUGUUCACGCCCAAGGCGACUGGGCAGACAGCUCCGCCCAUGAGACAGAAGAAGAGAAAGAAGCGGAGGAAGAGAGAGACGAGGGCGAAGAAGCAGAGAGAGACGAGGGCGAAGGAUCAGAGAGAGACGAGGGCGAAAGUGAGGUGGGAGAACGAGUGAUUUUUGAUCAGUCGAGGGAAAUCGGGAAUGCAAGCUUUUCUUAG